Molecule: messenger RNA, 1389 nt
Organism: Microthlaspi erraticum
Lineage: Eukaryota; Viridiplantae; Streptophyta; Magnoliopsida; Brassicales; Brassicaceae
Source: the annotation of a GenBank genome assembly
AUGGAUAGCAUGAGUGAGGCAUUUGAUCAAAUGCAAAUGGUCAAGGAUGUUCUAGCCAACAGUGAUAAAGUUUCAGAGGUCCUACAAGAGUCUACUCAUCAGUUCAACCUGCUUACUUCACCCACCUUCCUACCAAAGGUCAAGGAUCAAGGGAAAUUCACUCUCCCUUGCACACUUGGGCAUCUUGAGAUUGACAAUGCCUUAGUGGAUUCUGGAGCAAGCAUCAAUCUGAUCUCUCUCUCCAUGGCAGAGAAGCUAGGCAUUGCUGGAGCCUUGCAGCGCCCUACUACUUCAAUCAUGUUUGGAGAUGCAACUUCUAAGUCUCCUCUUGGAGUGUUCAAGAACUAUCACUUGAAAAUUGGAGAAUGCAUCAUCCAAACUGAUCUCACUGUGAUGGAAAUGGAAGAAGAGAAGGAUUUGCCUCUGUUAUUGGGAACCCCUUUCCUUAGUACAGUUGGCGCUUCAAUAGACUUUCACAAGCAAGAAGUGAUCCUUCACAAGGUGAAUAGUUUGGUGUCAUAUCGCUUGCAGCCUAGAGGUUCAGACUUUUGUGCCACAAUUGACAGUACCACUCUCAGUUCUAAGAGUCAUGGAGCUACAAAGGUUGUGAAGGAAAGGGUUGACAAAGAACCAAGAGUUGGGAAGGAUAAGGAUGAGAGAGGACCAAGGAUUGAGAAGCCACGUCUUGAGAGGGCUAGAGUUGAGAAACCACGAAGGGCUCUAAAAGAAGGGGAGGAUGUAGCCUCUAAGGCAAGACCAGGGGAUAAAAGAAAGGAUCCACCAGCUCAGGCCCCUUCAGUCAAGCCAUCUCAGCUCACAAUGACUUUGUUCCCCACCAAGUUUGAAAAUGGGAAGAUUGAGUACAAGAUAAGGUACAAGGGGAGAUCAAGGCCAUUCUCUAGAGCCAAGCCUUGUUUAGGUGUCAAAGGAGCCAGCUCGACCGACAGCUCGAUCGAGCUAGAAACCAGGGCAACUCGAUCGAGUUCCUCAACUCGACCGAGUGAGAGUGAGCAAGGGGAGUUUGAGAUUGGAGUGAACCUUGUUCAAGAGGAGGGAAAUGGCUCUCCAAGUGAAGAAGGAAGUGAUGAGACUGAGAGUGAAGAGGAAGGAGAAGAGGUGAAUCAUUGGUUGAGAAGUGAGCAAGAGAACCAAGAUGAACCAAUGGAGGAGGUUGAGAAGAGGCAAGAGGAGGAUGAGCUCCCCAUGUACCAAGAGCACUACAAUGCUCUCUUCUCCAUGGACUUCAUGGAUACCAAGUACCCACAUGUUGACACAAUGAAGGCCCUUGGAAUCUUUGAGGAUGUGGAGCUGGUCUCAAGAACAUGCACUUGGCCAAGUUCUUCUCUUAUCACAUGGAAUCCUACAAGGAGCUCACUUGCGAGUUCUUAG